Molecule: messenger RNA, 610 nt
Organism: Tribolium castaneum (red flour beetle)
Lineage: Eukaryota; Metazoa; Arthropoda; Insecta; Coleoptera; Tenebrionidae
Exons: 3
Coding region: 92-583 (163 amino acids)
Cellular component (GO): endoplasmic reticulum lumen
Molecular function (GO): oxidoreductase activity
Source: RefSeq, a predicted model, not a curated record
ACCUGACGUAGUUAUAGAUAAUGCGCAAGUGCAGAAAGUUUGAGGUUAUGUAAUUCCUAACAAUUUGAUUUAUUAGUUGAUUCGGUUUAAAAUGAUGAAAGGUUCAAUAAUUACGUUAAUUCUCACCUCCCUUUGUGCCACAAAAUGCCUUUCCGAAUUCACUACAGAAGACUGUUGGGCCCUCGGCUUCAACAAGGCAAAUUUGUUGUGUUCGUCAUGUGAGCAGCUCUCUAAAUUCAAUCUGGACGUGAUAAAGGACCAUUGCAAGGAGUGUUGCCACCAGGACGAGUCAGCCACCGUGGAAAAGAAAUACGCAAAGGCGGUUCUAGAGGUUUGUACUUGCAAAUUUGGGGCGUAUCCGCAGAUUCAGGCGUUUAUUAAAAGUUCCCGGCCUUUGCAAUUUCCUAACCUACAAAUUAAAUACGUAAGGGGGCUUGACCCCAUCAUUAAAUUGUACGACAAGGAUGGGACGUUGCAAGAGACCGUUGCUAUUGAAAAGUGGAACACUGAUUCAGUUGAGGAGUUCUUGAAAACUCACUUACAACAAGACGAUGAUGAUUAUUUAAGAACAAAUAUGAUUUAGCUAUAAUAAAAAACGAGUGAUUUGGAA